Molecule: messenger RNA, 727 nt
Organism: Eruca vesicaria subsp. sativa (arugula)
Lineage: Eukaryota; Viridiplantae; Streptophyta; Magnoliopsida; Brassicales; Brassicaceae
Source: the annotation of a GenBank genome assembly
AAAUAGAGAAGUCGAGUUUGGCUUUUCUCUCAUAGAGUUUCUUGUCUCGUUGUUAUUAUCAAUGACUAUCAUAGAAGAACCCAUUCUUUCGAGAUCAGAUCGUAUUGAUAUCAUGGUGAGGAAGCUAGAAGAGAUGAAAGGAAGCUCGAGCCCAUCUACUCCGUCUAGUGGGAGGACUCAGCCGUCGUCACUGGAUCUGUCUUCGCCUAGGAGGAGCAUAGGGAAGGUUCAAUGCCUCCGUUCGAUGGAGCAAGUGAUGGAAGAGACUGAGAGGAAAGGAAAUUUGCUAGAGAGACUAAACAAUGUGGAGGAUCAAGUUCUUAAGCUGUGUUUGUGGUUUGAGGAAGAGAGAAAGAAAGAUGAUAAGAAGAAGAAAAAGAAAGGGUUGAGAAAGUUCGUAGAUAAAGUUGUUGGAUCUUCUUCUCCGACGAAGAGCCAUUCAAAGAGUUGGCGUUGCUGAGCCAUUUUACUUUGUGUGUAUAUCUUCCAUCAUCGAGGAAGUGGUUUUUAUUUUCUUUUAUUGAAGAUUCGUAUUAAUAGACUGUUUGUUAGUAGAUUUUGAUGAAAUUUUCAAAACAGAUGGUUUAAUUUAUGCAUAAUGAUUUAAGGUCUGAUAGUUUGCACUAGUGUCUAGUGCUAAUUUUAAGCUCAAACCGGCCUUUAAACCAACAAGAACGAAAUAGAAUCUUGAAUAUAAUCGAUAAAUUUACUGUACCUUGAGUUUGAG